This is a messenger RNA of Cuscuta europaea, 815 nucleotides long. Lineage: Eukaryota; Viridiplantae; Streptophyta; Magnoliopsida; Solanales; Convolvulaceae. The record is from the annotation of a GenBank genome assembly.
GGAGCUCAUCACCCAAGAACUCCAAAGUUAAGCGUGCUUGCACGAGAGUAGUCUUGGGAUGGGUGACCCCCUGGGAAGUUUCUUAGGGCGCGCAUGAGUGAGGACAAAGUGUGCGGUAAAGGCUCGUGGUGGUUUGUGAGGACAGUACUAUUGGUCUAGAGUAGCUACCUCGGGUCCUGCGAGGCCGGGGUGUUACAGUGAGCAUCUCCGGAGGGUGGAGCAAAUGAAGGAGGCAAAAGGCGCAGCCGAAGGGGAGGCUGCCCUCCUUAGGAAGAAGCUUGCCGAGGCUGAGGAUUCUCUUCGCCUGGCCACCGACAGCAUGGAGCAGCGGGUGCAAGCUGCAAGGGGCGAAGGCAUGAAUGAGGGCCUGGCCAAGGCCGCCCGCAUCGCUGCUGAGGAAGCCCACGUGGCUCAAGAAGAGGCCGUAUCUAGGGCUCGGGAGGAUGCUGUGGCCGGCUUUACUGCCGAGGGGUGGAAAGCUGAAGAUCAGAAGGAGUGGCUCUCUUCGGUGGUGGGGGCUUCGGUGGAUGACUGGGUUGGAGGCCCCGGCAAGAUGUGGUUUGCUGAGAGGGGCGACUCCUACUACCAAGGCGGGGAGUUCUUCACCCAGCGCCUCAUAUACCGGAAGCUUGCGAGGCAUUUCAAGGUUUCACCGGAGGAGUUCCAUCCCGAGGCUUAUGGCCUCCCCCCUCGGCAGCCAGACGUCAGGAUCCCCGCUCCCCGAAGGAGAAGAGAGGCCGGUGCUCGAGGAUUCGGAGACUCUGAGGGAGUGCGGCCUCGGGGGCGAUGGGGAUGAGGCCGAAAGCGAGGUUGUC